This is a messenger RNA of Pseudophryne corroboree (corroboree frog), 2076 nucleotides long. RefSeq names its product solute carrier family 7 member 13 (gene SLC7A13). Gene Ontology annotation, molecular function: L-amino acid transmembrane transporter activity. Gene Ontology annotation, cellular component: membrane. The coding region runs from base 264 to 1793 and encodes 509 amino acids. The transcript has 11 exons. The record is from RefSeq and is a predicted model, not a curated record. Gene Ontology annotation, biological process: amino acid transmembrane transport. NCBI's taxonomy places the organism in Eukaryota, Metazoa, Chordata, Amphibia, Anura, Myobatrachidae.
GUAAUGCCCAUAUCACUUACCAACAAACCCUCAGCUGCCUGUUUCAAUACAUGUUCCCUGUUAUUUAAACUGCACCUUAGAGGAAUCAUCUGAUGCCUCAAGCAUGGAAAUAUAGUUAUUUUAUUUAUAAAAUUCCAGUAGAACAAAACCGUUUCUGAUCGAUAACCACAAAGAAGUUGCAUUUUUUUUGUAUAAAUAACAUUAGAAUGCAGAACUAAGAAUUGUACUGCGAUCAGUUAUUGCUACAACUGCCUAGACGGUGAAUGUCAGUGAACAUGUCGCUACCAUGGACUUUAAUUUGCUCUAAGCAAAAUGGUGAAAAAAAUAAAAUCAACAAAGUAGAUUCCGCGGGAGAACCUGUGACCAAUACAAAUGACAAAAUGAAGAUGAAGCAAGAAAUCACAUUGUUUAAUGGAGUUUCCUUAAUAGUCGGCAACAUGAUUGGUUCUGGGAUUUUUGUGUCUCCAAAGGGCGUCCUGAUGUACAGUGAAUCCUAUGGACUGUCCCUCCUCAUCUGGACACUAGGGGGAGUCUUCUCCAUGUUCGGAGCCCUGUGUUAUGCAGAACUAGGGACAUCUGUCAUUAAGUCAGGAGCAAGUUAUGCUUAUAUCCUAGAAGCCUUCGGAGGAUUUAUUGCCUUCAUCAGACUGUGGUCAUCAUUGCUAAUCAUAGAACCCACUACACAGGCCAUUAUUGCAAUCACAUUUGCUAAUUACAUUGUACAACCAAUAUUUCCAUAUUGUGAACCGCCAUAUGCAGCCGUCAGAUUAAUUGCUGCAGCCUGUGUAUGCACCUUAACAUUAAUUAAUUGUGUCCAUGUCAAAUGGGGAACAAGGGUUCAAGAUGUUUUUACCUACGCAAAGAUUAUGGCCCUUCUCAUGAUCAUUUCUGUGGGUCUUGUGAAGAUAGGCCAAGGUGAAACUGACAAUCUGAAGGCUCCCUUUGAAGGCUCAACCACCAAUGUAGGAUUUAUGGCUCUUGCUCUGUAUUCUGCACUCUACUCUUAUUCUGGAUGGGACACACUGAACUUUGUCACAGAAGAAAUGAAGAACCCUAAAAGAAACCUCCCUCUUGCUAUCGCGAUUUCCAUGCCAAUUGUUACCUUAAUAUAUCUACUGACUAAUGUUGCUUACUAUGUGGUUCUGGAUAUGACCGCUGUUCUUACCAGUGACGCAGUGGCUGUGACGUUUGGAAAUGAAGUUCUUGGUCAUGCCAAAUGGCUUAUACCAAUAGCAGUGGCAAUGUCUUGUUAUGGUGGAUUAAACUCAUCUAUUAUUGCAGCUUCAAGACUAUUUUAUGUUGGCGCAAGGGAAGGCCAUCUGCCUGCAAGUCUGAGUCUGAUUCACAGGCAGAACUGCACCCCUGUACCCGCUCUUCUCUUCAAUGGAUUGAUGGCUGUAAUCUAUCUACUCGUGGAAGACAUAUUUCAGCUGAUAAACUACUACAGCUUCAGCUAUUGGCUGUUUGUCGGACUGUCGGUUGCUGGAUUAAUAGUUCUGCGAAUCACCCAACCUGAGAGGUCACGCCCUGUGAAGGUCAACCUGUUCUUCCCAGUGGUGUAUUGCCUCUGUAGCCUAUUCCUUGUCAUUGUUCCACUGUAUAGUGAUUCCAUCAAUUCUCUAAUUGGCAUCGGAAUAGCACUUUCUGGAAUUCCUGCCUAUUUCCUGGGUGUUUACUUGCCAGUUGAAAAGAGACCAAAAUAUCUUUCAUAUAGUUGUGCAUGGAUAACUAAAUACGUACAGAUCCUAUGUAACUGCUGCUUGACAGACCUGGAUGAAGAGAAGAAAUUAUAAGGUCCAAGUGAUGUUUAUAUCUGUAUAUAAACUCCUGUAAAUACUAUCUAUAUCAGCAAUGGCUUUUGAUAUCAUUGUUUAUAAUGGGCAAGUUGCAAUGUGUAUUAUAUGGAAAAAUGCACCCUGUUACUGUAAAUUAUUAAGGAUGAUGGACGGUACCUCGUGCCUCUGUCACUGUUCGGGCCGCCAACCUCCUGCCUGAAUAAUCUCAAGGAACUCUGGUGAUCUCUAAUAUCCCAAAUUUCAUAUCCCAUGUAUUACUUGGCCUGCACUGUAUACAUGA